AUGCCUACCAUAUCUGUUAAUAGAGAUUCCCUAUUUACUGCUCUAGGCAAAACGUACACCGAUGAUGAGUUCCAAAAUUUGUGCUUUGAAUUCGGCCUAGAAUUGGAUGAAGUUACCACAGAGAAGCAAAUGCUAAUUAAAGAACAAGGAGACCAGGCAGGGUCAAGUUCUGGUGUCUCAGAAGAUGUUUUAUACCGCAUUGACAUACCCGCAAAUCGAUAUGAUCUACUUUGUUUGGAAGGCUUAGUUAAUGGGUUACUCGUCUUUAUGGGAAAAAAGUCUCCACCAAAAUAUAAUUUGGAUAAAUAUGAAGACUGUUACUCCUUACAUCUUACACCAUCUACAGGACAAAUCCGACCAUAUGCCGUAGCAGCAGUGCUCAAGAACAUCACCUUUACUAAAGAGAGCUAUGACAGUUUCAUUGAUUUACAGGACAAAUUGCAUCAGAAUAUUUGUAGGAAAAGAACACUAGUUGCCAUAGGAACUCAUGAUUUGGACACUAUAAAAGGUCCAUUUGUCUAUGAUGCACUGCCUCCGAGUGAAAUUAAAUUUAAGGCUCUGAAUCAGCAAAAAGAGAUGACAGCACCUGAACUGAUGGAGUUGUAUUCUAAUCAUGCGCAAUUGAAGCAGUACUUAGGAAUAAUAAGGGACAGCCCCGUGUACCCAGUGAUUAAGGACAAGAACGGCGUAGUCCUUUCCAUGCCUCCAAUCAUUAAUGGCGAUCAUUCAAAAAUUACGCUCAACACAAAAAAUGUUUUCAUUGAAUGUACAGCAACGGAUCUGACAAAGGCUAUCGUAGUAUUGGACACAAUUGUAUGCAUGUUCAGUGGCUACUGUGAAAAACCCUACACUGUGCAGCAAUGCAAAGUGUUUGCACCAGACGGCACGUAUCAAUUGUAUCCAGCGUUGAAACCUCGCCAAGAGACCAUCCAUGUGGACAAAGCUAAUAGUUACAUCGGAAUUGACGUGGAUGGGAACAAAAUAGCAGAGCUGAUAAACCGCAUGUGUAUGCCUACUGUACACGAAGACUCGCUUCUCACGGUGCAAGUGCCACCUACGAGACACGAUGUCAUUCACGCCUGUGACAUCUAUGAAGAUAUUGCUAUUGCAUUUGGAUACAACAACAUUCCUCGCCGUGAGUCGCGCGUCGUCACUUGUGGCGCACAGAAUCGCAUUAACAAACUCACGGAACAACUACGCAAUGAAUGCGCACACGCAGGCUACACGGAGGCGCUCACUUUUACCUUGUGUUCCCGAGAAGAUGUAGCAACGAAACUGGGGCGCGAUAUCAAGGAUGUGCCCGCUGCGCACAUCUCCAACCCGAAGACCUUGGAGUUCCAAGUGGUGAGGACUCUGCUCUUGCCUGGUCUAUUGAAGACUUUGGCUGCCAACAAGAAGAUGCCACUACCACUAAAAAUCUUCGAAAUCGGUGACGUCGUUUUGAAAGAUGAAGCAGCAGAGACGGGUGCUAAGAACGAGCGCCGCCUAUGUGCGCUGUAUUGUGGUCGCGCCGCUGGUUUUCAGUAUGUACACGGCCUGCUUGAUCGUGUAAUGGCAUUGCUGUCUACUCCCUAUACUCCGAAUACUGGUUAUUCAUUGAAACAAGCGGAAGAUCCUGCUUAUUUUCCUGGGAGGUGUGCAGAAGUGCUGCUACAGGCCAAAGUGAUUGGCAAGAUUGGUGUAAUACAUCCAAAUGUUCUAACUGCCUUUGAACUUACAAACCCAUGCUCAGCUGUAGAAAUUAACAUCGAGCCAUUCCUAUAA
This is a messenger RNA of Leptosia nina, 1764 nucleotides long. The record is from the annotation of a GenBank genome assembly. Lineage: Eukaryota; Metazoa; Arthropoda; Insecta; Lepidoptera; Pieridae.